AUUGUUAUUUAUUUCUGAGAAGCCACUUUACGAACUAUGCGUUCCAAAGUGCAUCUGAGGAUUUCACUUCCUUAUGUUGUUUUCUUGUCGAUUAUAUGUCCUUUAUCAAAUGGUUUCAUUCCUCAGAUCACUGAUAGAAUCGAAACGGCAGUUGUACAAGAAAAAGGUACUGCUUAUCUUAACUGUACAGCAGUCAUAGAGGAACAACAGGAGUCUCAAAUUAGUUGGUAUCGUACUGUAGAUAAACAACAAAUCUCAUCUGGUAGUACACUUAAAGAUCCUGUUCGUCGUGGUCCUCAUGGUGUCAGCAAAUAUGCAGUUAGGUUUCUUCCUGGAAGACCCAACUAUGCACCUAAUAUGGCUGGUGUUGACGUAAACAAACUACGUACCUACCAACUGAUUGUUCGAUUUGUAGAUAUUAAUGAUGCAGAUACACAAUUCAGGUGUGUUAUUGAAUUGAGAACUACACCAGUUGAUCAGUGGCCUGUAGCAUAUGGGAAUAUUAUUGUGAAACGCGCUCCUGAAAUUCUCCCGGGGUUGACAUCUAAAAUUGUGACGGAAGGAGACUCUUUAACGUUAGUUUGCCGGGCACAAGGCUCGCCACCACCGAUGAUAAGUUGGACUAGAGCUAAUGGAAGGCCUCUGUCACUUCCAGGUUCACCACAAAGAAUUUAUAAUUCAACACUACAUAUUCCCCGCGUUGAUCGUUAUGAUCGUGGUGUUUAUCGAUGUUAUGCAGUUAACAACGUAGCUGGGUCGGCUGAAUAUGAUGUAAUGGUGGAAGUUAAUUAUGCACCACAUGUUCGUGAGGCUCGGUUCAAGGGAGCUUAUGGACAGGCACCAGAUGGAAAUUAUGACAUGACAUUGGAAUGCAUUGUCAAUGGAUAUCCUGACCCUGAUUUAUUAUGGUAUACUGGAAUUUAUGAUCCGAUAACUAAUAAUAAACCCCUAUUUGAUAAUAAUCGUUAUGAACUUGAAAAAGCUCAAAGUUAUGGUUCAGCUGGAACAAAUGUAACUGAUGUUUUCUCAACUCUACUAAUUCGUAAUGUACGAGUUGGUGAUUAUGGAAAUUAUUCUUGUAGAGCGGAAAACAAAUAUGGAUCAAAUUUUGUUGUACUCAGUUUAUUUUACAGUGAUUCAUAACGACAGGUUAGGACAGAAUUGAAUAACCAUAAAUUCAUCUCAGCGGAAGCAAAUAGAAAAUAGUAUUAAUGGACAUAUUGAUAUUAUGCCUUCAACGGACUCAUGAUCUUAACCAUUGAAAUUACUAUAAUAUCCACAAAACCCAUCUGAUAUUAGAGAUAAUAGCCAACAAUAAACAGAAAGAUCAUACUAUGAGAAUGCACUGUAUUUAAUGAAGUACUCAUUACUUCUUUCUUUGUCGAAACAUAUACAUAUAUAUUUAUGGAACAUUUAAAUACAAAUUAAUAUUUUACUUAAGCUUUUUCGAC
This is a messenger RNA of Schistosoma mattheei, 1451 nucleotides long. Lineage: Eukaryota; Metazoa; Platyhelminthes; Trematoda; Strigeidida; Schistosomatidae. The record is from the annotation of a GenBank genome assembly.